Perca flavescens (yellow perch) is the source of this 1253-nucleotide messenger RNA. RefSeq names its product RAN, member RAS oncogene family (gene ran). Gene Ontology annotation, cellular component: nucleus; cytoplasm. The record is from RefSeq and is a predicted model, not a curated record. NCBI's taxonomy places the organism in Eukaryota, Metazoa, Chordata, Actinopteri, Perciformes, Percidae. The transcript is spliced from 7 exons. Gene Ontology annotation, biological process: protein import into nucleus; ribosomal subunit export from nucleus. Bases 278 to 925 code for a protein of 215 amino acids. Gene Ontology annotation, molecular function: GTPase activity; GTP binding.
GUUACAUGUAUUUGUCUGAACUCAGUGUAGUUUGAACGCAUUCAGACGUAACAUAACGGCAACGUUGCGUGGUAACGUGUCGGGACGUUAGCUUGGAUAGAACACCCUAGAAUCGGGUAUCGCUAGGUAACAGGCGGUGGAAUACGUUUACUGUUGGCUGUAAUGUAGCUAGCUAGCUAAACUGCGUCAACAACUUACUUUAAACAAAUCUGUGACUGCGUCGGUUUCCCCCCAAACCUGACGUCAAAACAGAUAAAUCGCAACCACGGCGGACUCAAUGGCACAGUGUGUACCGGUGGCGGUGUUCAAGCUUGUCUUGGUAGGAGAUGGAGGCACCGGGAAAACGACUUUUGUGAAGAGGCACAUUACAGGAGAGUUUGAGAAGAAAUAUGUUGCUACUCUGGGAGUAGAGGUCCACCCGCUGAUGUUCCACACUAACAGAGGACCUAUCAAGUACAAUGUGUGGGACACAGCUGGUCAGGAGAAGUUUGGAGGCCUGAGAGAUGGCUACUACAUUCAAGCUCAAUGUGCUAUCAUCAUGUUUGACGUCACCUCUCGAGUCACCUAUAAGAACGUGCCAAACUGGCAUCGUGACCUGGUCCGUGUCUGUGAGAACAUUCCAAUUGUCCUGUGCGGCAACAAGGUGGACAUCAAAGACAGGAAAGUCAAAGCCAAGAGCAUUGUGUUUCACCGCAAGAAGAACCUGCAGUACUAUGACAUUUCUGCCAAGAGUAACUACAACUUCGAGAAGCCUUUUCUGUGGCUAGCAAGGAAGUUGAUCGGUGAUCCCAACCUGGAGUUUGUGGCAAUGCCUGCUCUCGCUCCCCCAGAGGUUCAAAUGGACCCGAACCUUGCUGCGAAGUACGAGGAAGAGCUUCAAGUUGCAUCGCAAACCGCACUCCCAGAUGAAGAAGAUGACCUCUAACCUGUUACCUGAAUUUACCCUCUCGUACCCCCAAAUGUGGACAGGAAGUUGUUGGAUUUUUGCCCCCGGUUUACUGUAAAAUCCCUUUCAGAUUUUUUAUUUUUGAAUUUUUGUUUGUUUUAAAACUAGGUAAAAACUUGGUGGAAAAAGUUGUGGUUCUAAUUUCACUGUAUCGGACACACCCACCCUAGUGUUGUCAUUGGCAUGGCAACGUGCUACUCUUCAUCAUCGAGCACCCUCCACUGCACUCCAGCUCACAUAAUGCUGUUGUACGGUGCACUGGAAGCACUAAGGGGAGAAACUUUGAAUAAAUACAUUCUCAAUACAA